ACCACCCAAAAGGCAAUAUCUUAUGUUUUGAAGAUAGUUCUAGAGUUGACUUACUAGAGUAUUUUUCAAGAAUACUGAAAAUUUUCAGAACUCAAACUGGAUGAGACAUGUCAAAUGUCUAUGACAACUGGGAAAGAUUGGUGGGAGCUGUGAUUCGGAGAGAGCAAAUAUGGCAAAUGUUUCAUGAUCGCAGUCCAAGCGUCAGUUCCGUUUCAUCAGAUUUCAGUUUGGAUUCUCAGAUCCUUGAUUUCCCUUUUGAUUUUUCGAGUGGUGCAGGUACGUCUCUGUAUCAGCCACAUGCAGUUGAAAACUCCCAAAAGGAAGAAAAAGCUGUUAAGCAGCUGGGGUCUUCGGUACUAGAGAUGAGGGUCAAAAGACAAGAUGCAAUUCAGUGGAUGUCUUAUGGAUUACUCCCAAAGAGUUUAAGAGAGGUAAUCAAGAAGUACGACAAAUACCUCCUGAUUCGUUAUCUUCCCAAGGACCUCAGUAAAGUUAUUAUGCGUCAUGUUUGCUUGGCCCUUCUUAAGAGAGUGCCUCUGUUUAAGAAAAUGGAUGAAAAACUUUUCGAUGUAUUGUGUGACCGUCUAAAAACCGUGCUUUACACUGACAAUGGCUUCAUAUGGCGGGAUGGUGAUCCGGUUGAUGAGAUGCUAUUUAUAACUCGUGGAAAAUCGCUGUCAGAGUCAGUGACAACAAAUGGAGAAAAAGCUGACUUUUCAAAUUCUUUAUAUUAUCAUGUUGGUGACUUCUGUGGAGAAGAGCUCCUCGCAUGGGCGCUCGACCCCCAUUCGUCGUCCAACCUCCCCAUCUCGACCAGAACUGUUUUUGCCAAUUCAAAAGCCGAAGUGUUUGCACUGGCGGCCGAUGAUUUGAAGUUUGUAGUCUCUCAAUUCAGACACCUACACAGUAGUAAGCAGAUGCGUUACAUUUUUAGGUAUCACUCGCUGCAGUGGUGGGAUUGGGCAGCAAGUAUUAUACAAGUAGAAUGGAGGUAUUAUUGUAGGAAGAAGCAAGUCCGAGAAGAGGAUAACAGUUCGCAAGAUGCAUUGGCGAAGGCGAGAAUUCAAAAGAGGAUAUCAAUCAUUCUUCUUCAGAGGCCAUAUGAACCAGAUUUCACAGCUGCAGAGAAUUCGAUUCUGUACAAAUGUAAUCUUGUUAGUGUUGCACAUGGAAAUUCAAACAUCCUGGACUACAAUUGGGCAGCCCGGGCUAUACAACUAGCAUGGCAAAAUUAUUAUAGAAAGAAGCUAAUCCGGGAAGAGGCGAUCAGGUUUCAAGAUGCACUGACGAAGGCGAUAAUGCUUCCAAAGCCAGCUGAACCAGAUAUCACAGCUAAAUAGAAGUAAGCACAUUCUAAUUAUUUUUCGGGUUAUAGUAUUACAGUUUUAGACGCAUUCUGAGCGACCCAAGAAUGCACUUAUAAAAUUGUAGCUAACGGAUGAUCUUCACAGAUUUGGGUCAGAACGUAGCCCGAUCUGGACGCAAUUAGAUGUCUCAAUACUGAAUAUCUAUCGGGACCCUGGCCGGAAAACACGGAGAGCGCCAUCCUAUCUGCCAUCCUAUCUAUCCUCAUACUAUCUGUUUGUUCUUUCAGUUAUUCGCCUUGCAAACUUGUGUCCGGUCCUGUAUUCCAAUACAUAUUGUAACUGUAUCAUGCAAGUUAAUUGUAUGACUUGGUUCUGUACGAAUGUGAACUUGUUAGUGUUGCAUUUGCAAUUCCUUAUCUCACAUCCUACAUUAAGGACA
Molecule: messenger RNA, 1746 nt
Organism: Olea europaea var. sylvestris
Lineage: Eukaryota; Viridiplantae; Streptophyta; Magnoliopsida; Lamiales; Oleaceae
Product: cyclic nucleotide-gated ion channel 1-like
Exons: 3
Coding region: 108-1340 (410 amino acids)
Source: RefSeq, a predicted model, not a curated record